AUGGAAGGCGUCUAUUUGUCGCGUGCCAUCGUUAAAGUAAACAAUAACAACGAGGCUUACGCCACCAUUUUGAAUACAAGAACGACUGAUGAAACAAUUGAACCAAUCACGGUUCGCCUUGAGAAAGCUUCAAAACAGUGUUUCCAAAUAAAAAGUCUAGAACCACGACAUAAAAGGAAAUCAAUAAUAAGUAACCAUUUGAGGUUAGAGCAUCUUAAUGAAGAAGAAAAAACAUCAAUAGUUAAAAUUUGUGAAUCUUAUUCCGAUAUUUUCCACUUACCCGGAGAUUAUUUAAGUUCGACAGAGGCAAUUGAGCAUAAAAUCAAUACUAUUAAUGAAAAUCCUAUUUAUACUAAAACUUACAGAUAUCCAGAAAUACACAAAAGAGAGGUUAACAAACAGGUGACCGAUAUGCUGAAACAAAACAUUAUAAGACCUUCCAAUUCUCCUUGGUCGUCUCCAUUAUGGGUUGUUCCAAAAAAAUCUGAUGCUUCUGGAGAGAAGAAAUGGAGAGUAGUAAUUGAUUAUCGAAAAUUGAAUGAAGUUACAGUAGAUGACAAAUAUCCUAUUCCUAAUAUUGAAGAAAUUUUAGACCAGUUAGGGCGUUCAAAAUAUUUUACUACUCUAGACUUGGCUUCCGGUUUUCACCAAAUUCCAUUGAAUGACGAUGACAGUAAAAAGACAGCUUUUACAACUCCUUUUGGACACUACGAGUACACGCGUAUGCCUUUUGGACUGAAAAAUGCCCCAGCUACUUUUCAAAGACUAAUGAAUACCGUUUUAUCCGGUUUACAGGGACUACAAUGUUUUGUUUACCUUGACGACAUCGUGAUCCAUGCUGCUAGUAUUCAGGAACACGAAGUUAAGUUAAGGAAAAUAUUCGACAGACUCCGACUAAAUAAUCUCAAAUUACAGCCGGACAAGUGUGAGUUCCUAAGAAGAGAAGUCGUUUACUUGGGACAUACUAUCAGUGACGUAGGCGUCAGACCAAACCCAGACAAAGUACAAGGAAUUAACUCAUUCCCUAUCCCGAAAAGUACUAAGGACAUAAGGUCUUUCUUAGGUCUGGUAGGUUAUUAUCGUAGGUUUAUAAAAGGAUUUGCCAAAAUUGCAAAGCCCUUGACAAUUCUUCUUAAGAAAAACCAGGACUUCAAAUGGACAAACAAAGAGCAAGAAGCAUUUGAAAAAUUCAAGGAAAUCCUUUCCACACAACCCAUACUACAGUACCCCGAUUUUAAUAGCGAGUUUGUCUUGACAACGGAUGCAUCGAAUUUCGCAAUAGGAGCCGUCCUCAGUCAAGGGGAAAUAGGAAAAGACUUGCCAAUUGCCUAUGCAUCUAGAACUCUGAAUGAGUCCGAAUUAAACUAUAGUGUAAUAGAGAAGGAACUCCUAGCCAUCGUAUGGAGCGUCAAACAUUUUCGACCCUACCUCUUCGGAAGGAAAUUCACUAUUGUCACAGAUCAUAGACCUCUAACCUGGUUGUUUAAUUGCAGGGAGCCCAAUAGUAGGUUGGUACGGUGGAGAAUUAAAUUAGAAGAAUAUGAAUAUAAGAUUAUUUAUAAGAAGGGAAGCCUAAAUGCAAAUGCCGAUGCACUCUCCAGAAAUGUCUAUAUAAACGUACCAUCGUCCGACAAAUCCGAAAGAAUCCAUCCCAAAAGUAAGGAAGAGAUUAAGAAAAUUUUGGUAGAAAACCAUGAUUCUAAACUGGCUGGACAUUGUGGAUUUUGUAAAACCUAUCAAAGAAUCAAACAACGUUAUUAUUGGAAAACAAUGAAGAAUGAUAUAAAAAACUAUAUAAGAAGUUGCAAGUCCUGCCAAGUUAACAAAAUUAAUUUUAAACCUAUUAAGGUGCCCAUGGAAAUAACAACUACCUCUAAGCAAGCUUUUGAAAAAUUGGCCAUAGAUGUCAUGGGACCAUUGCCAACCACUAGUGAGGGAAAUAAGUUCAUUCUGACCAUGCAAGAUGACUUAACCAAGUAUUCAUACGCGGAGCCCAUACCGAACCAUGAGGCGAGAACAAUAGCUUCGAAGAUCUCCAAAUUCGUGACGUUAUUCGGAAUCCCUAAAUUUAUUCUGACAGAUCAAGGCACUGAUUUUACAUCGAACAUAAUUAAAAACUUAAUGAAAUUAUUUAAAACAAAUCACAUAAAAUCUACUCCAUAUCAUCCGCAAACUAAUGGAGCAUUGGAGAGAUCUCAUCUGACCCUGAAGGAAUAUUUAAAACAUUAUAUAAACGAGAGACAAGACGAUUGGGACGAAUUUAUUCCUUUUGCCAUGUAUUCCUUCAAUUCGCACACGCAUACUUCCACAGGUUACACUCCAUAUGAGCUUUUAUUUGGCAAGAAACCGUUCAUACCGAAUUCAUUGAUAAGAAAAUCUACACUCAGAAAAUUCAUUGAUAAACCAUUUAAUAAAAAUUACGAUGAUUAUAUUAGUGAUUUAAAGGAGAAGAUUCAAAUCAGUCAAAAAUUAGCCAGAGAGAAUCUAAUAAAACAUAAGGUGAAGUCAAAACAAUAUUACGACAAUAAGAUCAAUAUUCACGAUUAUAAGAUUGGAGAUUUGGUUUAUAUAAAAAACAAUUUAACUAAAAUAGGAAUCAAUAAAAAACUUAGUCCAAAAUUUAAAGGCCCAUACGAGAUCAAGAAAAUAUCUGGGAAUAACGUUUAUUUAAAAAUCCGUAACAAAUUAGUUACUUAUCAUGUUAACAACACAAAACCGUGUUCUGGGUAG
This is a messenger RNA of Pediculus humanus corporis (human body louse), 2730 nucleotides long. RefSeq names its product enzymatic polyprotein, putative. The coding region runs from base 1 to 2730 and encodes 909 amino acids. The transcript has a single exon. NCBI's taxonomy places the organism in Eukaryota, Metazoa, Arthropoda, Insecta, Psocodea, Pediculidae. Gene Ontology annotation, biological process: DNA integration. The record is from RefSeq and is a predicted model, not a curated record. Gene Ontology annotation, molecular function: nucleic acid binding.